Messenger RNA from Vicia faba (fava bean), 873 nucleotides. The record is from the annotation of a GenBank genome assembly. NCBI's taxonomy places the organism in Eukaryota, Viridiplantae, Streptophyta, Magnoliopsida, Fabales, Fabaceae.
AUGAGAAGCACGAGAAGAGAGGAGGAACAAAGAAGCAGAGAAGGAACAAUGAUCUUACGCGCAGGAGAGGAACGGUCGAACAGAGGAUGGAGACACAAGGAAAGUGAACACAUUCACAUACAACUCACCGCACAAGAUCAUUUCUCCUCUUUACUCAAAUUUCCAUCUUCGCUCCAAUUCCUCUUCAAAACGCGCCACUCUAAACCUUUUCUCUUCUCUUUCACAAUUUUUAUGGAUUUGGUGGUAGUGGAUUCGGACAAGGGAAACGAGGAAGAGAGUACAAGUAUAUUUGAUGGAGUUGAAGUUCAAGAGCCAUAUGUGGGCUUGGAAUUUGAUUCUGAAGAAGCUGCCAGGACAUUUUAUGUUGAAUAUGCUAAACGGGUAGGAUUUCUUGUACGCGUUAUGCAACGUCGGCGUUCUGGAAUCGAUGGCAGAACUCUUGCUCGUCGACUUGGAUGUAACAAACAAGGCUUCUCACCCAAUAGCAAGGGAACAUUGAGGCAAGAAAAAAGACCAAGGCCCAGUGCCCGAGAAGGUUGCAAGGCAACAAUUUUAGUUAAGAUGGAAAAAUCUGGAAAAUGGGUUGUUACAAGGUUUGUAAAGGAUCACAACCAUCCACUAAUUGCUACCGCUAAUGGUUUCAGUACAGAGGACGAUAAAGACAAGAAAAUUGCAGAACUUACUAUGGAGUUGGAGCGCCAAGAUGAACUCUGUACUGCAUAUAGAGAAAAGCUACUCAGCUUCAUAAACAAUCUCGAGGAAGAAACAGAGGGAAUGUCCACAAAAAUUCAACUAAUUAUUGAAAAUAUAAAGAGAGCUGAGACUGAAAUGCAAAAAUCUUCGCAGAACAGAAAGCCCCUGGACUGUACUUGA